AUGACAUCAUUGGCCACUGUGAAGCUUCAGGGCCUCUAUGAUUGGGUUCUGACCUUGCCUACUCAGCAGCCUUAUCCUGACCUAGUGGGUGUCCCUGGGGACUCUGGUUCUUUCCAGCCUCUCUGUGGGCCUGCUUCUGCUCCUGCCCCUCGUGAUGGGCCAGCAUGGUUCCUGUCCUGUGGCCACCAUGCCGUCCAGCCAGGCUUGGCCAGCCUAGUUCUGCUGUCCCCAGUACCUACAUCUCUUGCCAGGCUCCCCACUGUGGACGAGGCUCACUCUCACCUCUCUGUGCACAGGCUGACAGGCAGCGAGCCCUUGACCAUCCUCCCACUGACCCUGGAGCCAGAGGCGGCUGCCCAGGCACACUACAAGGCCUGCGAUCGGUUGAAGCUGGAGCGUAAGCAGCGGCGCAUGUGCCGCCGGGACCCAGGCGUGGCCGAGACACUGGUGGAGGCAGUCAGCAUGAGUGCGCUUGAGUGCCAGUAUCAGUUCCGCUUUGAGCGCUGGAACUGCACUUUGGAGGGCCGCUACCGGGCCAGCCUGCUCAAGCGAGGAUUCAAGGAGACGGCCUUCCUCUACGCCAUCUCCUCAGCUGGCCUGACACAUGCACUGGCCAAGGCAUGCAGCGCGGGACGCAUGGAACGCUGCACGUGUGACGAGGCACCCGACCUGGAGAACCGUGAGGCCUGGCAGUGGGGCGGCUGUGGGGACAACCUCAAGUAUAGCAGCAAGUUUGUCAAGGAGUUCCUGGGCAGGCGGUCAAGCAAGGAUCUGCGAGCCCGCGUGGACUUCCACAACAACCUCGUGGGUGUGAAGGUGAUCAAGGCUGGAGUAGAGACCACCUGCAAGUGCCACGGCGUGUCAGGCUCAUGCACAGUGCGGACCUGCUGGCGACAGCUGGCACCCUUCCAUGAGGUGGGCAAACACCUGAAACACAAGUAUGAAACAGCGCUUAAGGUGGGCAGCACCACCAACGAAGCCACUGGUGAGGCAGGAGCCAUCCCCCCGCCACGGGGCCGGGCUUCAGGGAUGGGUGGCAGUGACCCGCUACCACGCACACCAGAACUUGUGCACCUAGAUGACUCUCCCAGUUUCUGCUUGGCUGGCCGCUUCUCUCCAGGCACCGCUGGCCGCAGAUGCCACCGUGAGAAGAACUGUGAGAGUAUCUGCUGUGGCCGUGGCCACAACACACAGAGCCGUGUGGUGACAAGGCCCUGCCAGUGCCAGGUGCGCUGGUGCUGCUAUGUGGAGUGCAGGCAGUGCACACAACGUGAGGAGGUCUACACCUGCAAGGGCUGAGCCCCUGGAGCUGACCAGCACUGCCAUGUGGAGUGCGGACAUUGCACACAAUGAGAGGGGUCUACACCUGCAAGGGCUGAGCCCUUGGACUGGGCCAGCACUGUUGCAUGGGGUACAGGCAUUGCACACAGUGAGGGGGGCCCAUGCCUGCAAGGGCUGAGGCCCUGGAGCUGACCAGCACUGCUGCGUGGGGUGUAGGCACUGCACACUGUUGGAGGGGUCAAUAUAUGCAAGGGCUGAGCCCUAGGGCCAGGCUAGUGCUGCUGUGUGGGUACAGGUAUUUCACACAGGGAGAGGGAUUUCACCUGCAAAAACUGAAGGGCACCCCUAGCAUGUUGGGGUACACAGCUGAGGCAAGGGGCCUGGGGUCCUCUGGGCUGGCUGUCUAAGCCCUUUUGUUUCCUCUCUCAGGGGCCCAGAGGCAGAGCUGACUCUGGACUGGCCUCCCCACCCACUCUGCUUGUGCCCUGGGCCUCAGCUUCUCCCGACCCGAGAGCGUUGCACCAAUGCUUUCUGAGCUUUCUCCCACCCCUAAUCUGCCAGACCCCAGGGAGGAGCACUUGGAGGUGCUGCUGCCUCCUCCCCAGUCUGUUGACUGCCCCUCCCUGCCUCUGAUCUCCCUCUAAGGCGGGGAUGGUGGGUGCACCUUUGUGACCAUGUGGCCUCUGUGUGGGCUGCCCAUGGGGGACAAGCCUGGCCCAGGCUGUCCCAGCACCAGCACUGUCUUCAGAGAGUCAAACCACUAGGAGAGUAUGCAGCCUGCACUGUCCCUAGGGCCCGGCCGCCAGUUACCUGGGCUCAGGGAUACUGCCAUCCCUCUCUAACGUUGAGCACUUCUCUUUGGAGUGAAUAUCAGUGACUUUUAAAUUAUUAUUAUUAUUUAACUAAUAUAAUAAUUAUUAUUUUCUCUGUUCCCGCCAUCUCCCAGGCCAUCUGUCUUGGCUGAGCCUCUGUCUGAGAAGGCCCCUUCUUUCCUCCUCCACAUACUCCCUCCUAACCCUGUUUGCCUCUGAUCUGCUUGGUCGUUUAAAACCACUAAAUCAAGGUAGUCAUUGUUAAAGAAAGAAAGAAAGAAACUGUGUCUGGCCAUAGACAUCAGGGCUUCUGAAGCCAACUUCCUCUGUGCCAACAGGGCAAUGCUGUGUGGCUAUCCAGGUGCCCCCAGUCACCUAAGUCCCUGCUCUGCACCCCAUGGGCAGAUGGCCCUGGAUCCGGGUUGCUUGAUGUAGAUUCUAGGGCUGGGGGGUGGUAGAAAAGUGGGCAUGAUGAGGGAUCAGGGCCAGCCCUCUUGAACAGCUCAUUUCCCGAGGGAGCCACACUUGCUCAGUGUCACUAAGAGGAGGCAACGUGGGGACAUAGGUAGUGGAGAGAGUUUCCAGCUAGGAUUUGGCAACAGAAUACCUUUCUUUUGGGCUGUGCUGUUGUCUUUUCAGGGGGAAGGGUGACCUACACUGACCUGGUGUGGUUUGAGUGUGUGUGUGUGUGUGUGUGUGUGUGUGUGUGUGCGCGCAUUUGUGAGCGUGCAUGUGUGCACAGCAUGUGUAUGUGUGUGCCUGCUAUGCUGGUGUGGUCAGUGGGCAGCUGGGCUGUGCCCUUCCUCAGAGCACCUUGCUGUGGCUCUUCUUCCCAAUUCAGUGUGAACAGCAGCCUUUGGCUCCCAGAGCCUCUGGCCAUGGGCUCCUUCUGGCCCCUGCCUAGUGCGUGUGGGCUGGGGUCUAGGUGGAUUGCAGGUGUGGAUGGGAACUACUGAGUGAGCAGGUUUCUUGGAGCCCCAGGAUCUCCAGGAAGCUGGGGGACUAUUUCUAAAAGAAAAUCUAUUUAUGCUGAUGUGGGUCUUUGUUGUCCCUGUUAGGUAGUGUAAAUAGUAACCUUUAUUCUCCUGUGGUUCAGAGAACAUCCCCACCAAUUAUCACAUGCUGAGAGGGCCAUGCAGGAGUUUCAUUCCCAGAAAGGGGAUCUGGGUGGCAGUGGACGAUAGCUGUCAGCAGGAGGACCUUGGGUUUGCUCCUCAGUUUUCUGCAGAUCUGGCUAGAGGGGGUUGAGGUGGGCUGGCGAGCUGGAGGAGGAGGUGCAUCCAUGCUCUUUCUAAAUGUCCACACUCUCCUCUGGAGUCCCAAGUGGCAGAGCCGGCCAUGCUUUCAUGACAAGACUGUAGCUCAGUCACUAUUGGGUCUGUGGAAAGGCGUCAGGUCAGAGGAAGGAUAUUUUUUUAUUGAAUACCACAUUUAGCUCUAUGUCAUAAAUAUUAAAAAAUAUUUUUUUAAACAAGGCAGACUGAAAAUGUCUGCUGGCUGGUUUGUUUCUACAUAAAUAUAUAUUAGAAUGUCUUGCUAAAUGAAGAAGCAACUCCUGACUGCUGGAGCCUUAUUUAAUGUGCUUUUCUUCCGUGUGGCAGAGUAGAAGAAAGUGUUCUGUGGUGGGGCAUGGAGUGAGCAGGGGUCCUCUAGUCUCCUUGGCCACCGGCAUGUUGCAGCAGUGGCCAUGCUGCAAUGCCAGGUGGUCCCAGCCACCUCUCUCUACUGGCUACCACCAUGGGGGGACCUGGACUCCAGGGCCUGCUGCUGGCCCUGAUCAGGCAGGGGCUGGGGAAGAGGGAUGUCGACACACAAAGAACCCUGAUGUUUGUGUUCAGUCUUGUGUGAGCCUAUUGAUUUCUCUACCUCAUCUGUGUAGUGAGUAGGUGUGUACCCGAGUGACUGUGGAGAAUGUAUUUAUUUAACAGCUUUGUAUAACAAAACCAGAAACAAAUGAAACACUAAAUAAAUGUAUUUUAAAUUAU
This is a messenger RNA of Tupaia belangeri chinensis (Chinese tree shrew), 4078 nucleotides long. It is a transcript of the gene WNT9A, whose product is annotated as Wnt family member 9A. Lineage: Eukaryota; Metazoa; Chordata; Mammalia; Scandentia; Tupaiidae. Bases 1 to 1299 code for a protein of 432 amino acids. The record is from RefSeq and is a predicted model, not a curated record. Gene Ontology annotation, molecular function: frizzled binding; cytokine activity. The transcript has 5 exons. Gene Ontology annotation, cellular component: extracellular region. Gene Ontology annotation, biological process: canonical Wnt signaling pathway; cell fate commitment; neuron differentiation.